Cottoperca gobio is the source of this 4013-nucleotide messenger RNA. RefSeq names its product transmembrane protein 145 (gene tmem145). Gene Ontology annotation, biological process: response to pheromone; G protein-coupled receptor signaling pathway. The record is from RefSeq and is a predicted model, not a curated record. NCBI's taxonomy places the organism in Eukaryota, Metazoa, Chordata, Actinopteri, Perciformes, Bovichtidae. The transcript is spliced from 15 exons. Bases 239 to 1900 code for a protein of 553 amino acids.
GAGCGCGCACUGUGCCUCUCUUCCCCCCCCACACACACCCCACACAUGCACCAUCCAGCAUCAACUGCUGUAGGGGGGCCACAUGCAUUGAAGGGACCAGCGUGAACGCGCCCGGCUCCUCUCUCACCUUCUCUCGCGCUCUGACUGUGCUCGAGCGGUUCCUCCGUGCGCGCUCCUGCUAAGAGACAGGCUUCAGGGAGCCCGGAGAGCAGACGAGCGACAGCGGGGAGAGAGAAAGAUGGAGGUGAGGGUCGGGGAGAGACUCCUGUGCCUGGCUGUGCUGUCCAGCGUCUUCUUCGUGGAUUCAGUCCUCGGGAAAUACGUUAAAGGCAUCGUCAACACCAAAGAGGACUGGGUGUUCCUGACUCGCUUCUGCUUUCUCACCGACUUUGGCCGUCUGGACUUCCGGUUCCGCUAUCCAAAGUCUCGCUGCUGUCAGAACAUAUUGCUGUACUUUGAUGACAGCUCUCAGUGGCCAGCUGUGUACAAGAGGCAUGAAAAGAACUGCUACCAGAAGGAAGCGGUGCUGAGGCCCGAGAACAAUCAGGUCAUCAACCUCACAACACACUACACCUGGUCAGGCUGUGUGGUGGAGGGAGACGGGAAUGAGGAAGUUCUGAGCUGCGUGGGCGGACGUAGUUUCCGCUCGGUGAGGGAAAGAUGGUGGUACAUCGCUCUCAGCAAGUGUGGGGGCGAAGGCUUGCAGCUGGAGUACGAGAUGAAACUGACCAAUGGCCAGUCGUUCUGGACGCAGCAUUUCUCUGCAGAUGAGUUCGGAAUCUUGGAGACGGACAUCACGUUCCUGGUCAUCUUCUCCUUGGUGUUCAUCCUCUCCUGCUACUUUGCCUACAAUCUGAAGGGACGACAGCUUCUUCACACAACCUACAAAAUGUUUAUGACGGCGGCAGGUGUGGAGGUGCUCAGCCUGUUGUUCCAUUGUGUCUACUGGAGCCUGUAUGCUAGAGAUGGAGUUGGCAACGGCAGCCUGAAAAUACUCGGGAAAUUACUCUUCUCCGUCAGUUUCUUGGUGUUCCUGCUGAUGCUCAUAUUGUUGGGCAAAGGGUUCACCGUCACCAGGGCGAGGAUCAGUCACAGUGGGUCGGUUAAGUUGAGCAUCUAUAUGACUGUCUACACAAUCACCUACGUCAUCCUCUUCAUCUACGAGGCAGAGUUCUUUGACCCGGGUGAAGUGCUGUAUGCCUACGACAGCCCCGCAGGCUACGGACUGAUGGGUUUGCAGCUGCUGGCCUACGUGUGGUUCUGCUACGCCGUGCUGGUGUCCCUGAAACGCUACCCAGAGAAACAGCCCUUCUACAUCCCUUUCUUCACCACGUACACACUGUGGUUUUUCGCAGUGCCUGUUAUGGCUCUGAUCGCCAACUUUGGGAUCCCUCGCUGGGCCCGGGAGAAGAUCGUCAACGGCAUUCAGCUCGGCAUCCACCUCUACGCUCACAUCGUCUUCCUCGUUAUCACGCGGCCCUCGGCAGCCAAUAAGAACUUCCCAUAUCACGUUCGGACGUCCCAGAUUGGGAUCCUGAUGUCCAGUCCAAAGGCGGGCGAAGGGGCGGAGAGUUUCCCCCAUCACGCCUAUGGAAAUGGCUCCUUCCUGGGAGACUCUCAGCCCAACUUCACUGAGCUCUUCUCCAUCCAGUCGGACCCGGUGAAGACGGUGGAGGAGACGGUGGCCCGUAAAGGACCCGAGGUGCCCAGGAACAGCGAGCAGAAGAUCAUCACCACCGCUGCCGACUUGACGGCGAUAUUGCCUCCACCUCCGCCUCCGAUACCCCCACGCACGGCCACGCGCUCUCCUCCGCUGCCGCCCCGGCUCCCUUCCUUCACAGAGUAUUUCAGCAUGCAGAGCGGAGGAGGAGGAGGAGGAGGGUUCGGAACGAAGGCAUGAGACCGGACAGAGGGAAGAGGGGGGGGGGGAGCACAGAAUGACAAUGCAAAGAAAAGAAAUAGUCAGAGUGGAAAUGAAGGUGAUGCUGUUUUAAAGAUGGCCGAAGAAGAAAAUCCAUUUUCACCUGCGAGUGGAAAUAACCUGAGCGGUAGAGCGAGGGGGGGGGGGGGGGGGAGAUGGAGGUACUGAGUGUGUAAAAGAAUAAAGAAGCAAUAAAUAUUUGAUAAUGACCAGUAAAAGGCACACAUGGAGAAAGAUGACAAAGUGGAUGUAGCCUGAGCAAUAGGAUGAUCGCUGUGCACGAUGCGGAAAUGAACAAAUUCUUGAAAUACUUCUAUUCAAACAUUCAUGAGGCGUCGGUGGCGUGUCUGUAGGAGUUUGUAAAUAGCUCAAACUGGAGAGAGCUCCCACUCUGUAUAGUUUUAUUUCCGAAACAAAUUGUUUUAAUGUUUUUUUUCCGCAUCAUUAAAUUCCAGUUGGUGCUGUGACCAUCCGAAAAAAAAAGAAACAACUAACGCCGUUACAUUUAUCCACGUCAUGUAAAAAACGUUUUUUAUGUUUGACACAUUUUGAUACAGCAUAGAUAUUAUAUGGAGUUUGUUGGGUUAAUUUAUAUUCUUAUAUGCCUUCAUUGCAGCUGGUUAUUCUGGAUUGAUAUGCUGAUGUGUAAAUGUAAAACGUCACGUUGACUGUGGACACUUCUAGGUACUUGUAAAACACGCAUGUUUGUAUCGUAUUUCCCGUCCUAAAAGCUGAUAUGUGUAACUCCACGUGACCAUACCAUAUCCGCUUAUUGUGUGUAUUGAAAUCUAUACUUUUGUAAAUACACACAAUAGGCGUCAGUAUAUUUUUGACUGGAUAAAUUGUUGUUAUUCCAAUCACCCUGUCUGAAACAUAAACCCAAUAUUAUACCAUAUAGCUGAAUUCUCACUGGAGUGCAGAAAAUGCCUGCUUUAAAAGAAAAGUGUGUGUGUGUGUGUGUGUGUGUGUGUGUGUGUGUGUGUGUGUGUACUGAUGCAAUGCAGCACAAGGACACCAAGUGACUGCAACACUACAGUACACUUUGUCGACAACAUGUAUCAAUGAUUUAAGAGCAGGGGGGGGGGUCUGCCUUUUAUAAAUACAAGUAAGUUCAUCCUCACCCCUGUAAAGUACCUAAAACAUGAAUAUUUGUUGGCUUUAUUUCACUUUAACAUUCAAAUAUUACUAGUUUUGUAUCCCUUAACAUUGAGCUAUGACAACAACAACAACAACAAAAAAGCCUUGUAGAUGCAACACACCUACGUUCUGUCUGUCCUGCAUGGAGCACUUUAAUGUUCCUGGUCUUAAGUCUGUUUAUUCGUGAUGAUGUCACUUUAUAGGACUGCUUUGAAACCUGUAUUCACACCACUACGAGUAGUAUUCCAACAUGCACACACCUGUAAAUACAAGUCUGUAAAUGUCGACCACUUUGCGGACACUUUAGGGAAUGUAUCACGUUAAGUCAAUGUCAUUUAACAUUGAAUUGUUGAAGUUAAGUCGUGUAAGAGUGUCGCUGAGUUUACGAGCUUUCUGCAAUCCAGAAGCUAAAAAAGAAAGAAAAAAAAAAAAUCAUGUGAACGGACAGAUUUUAUCUUGAUUUGUUAAAUAUGAUGGACCUCAGCUUGUAGUCCACACAUUUAUCAAUGGCAGUGUUGCUGUAAUGGAUGUUAGGACUGUGGUGUGUAACUUGUAAGAGUGUAGUCAGAGGUUAUACUUGAAUUAGAGUACUAGUCGUUAUUUCUGAUUGUUCCCGGCUUAUAUUUGGCGAAUCUGCCAUUUUGUCUGCUGUCGCCUAUUGUUAUGGUUGCCGUGACUCGACUGGAAGGCUUACUGACACUAUCACUGCGUCAACCUUGUGUGUAUCGAUAUACAAUUACAGAACUGAGACACUGAAGCGGACUUCACAAAGAGAUUAUGUAUGCAUGACAGAAAACAGCACAGCUUUUAGGAUACUCAGAGCGAUCUGGUUAAGAGCACAUCACUGAAGCACUGGUCCAAUGCAUUUUAAUGGUGUCAAAUGACAAUUCUAAAUACGCUGUACAUAUACACCUUUUGCCAAAAUAAUAAAAUAAAAAUAUGGUUUUAUUAGAGG